AUGCUGCAGCUGUGUUUCAUGAGAGGGGGCCUCGGGUUCCUGGGCGCCAAGCGCCUCUCCCUGAUCCAUGCCGCCUUCCAGAGCACCCAGCGGGUGGAGUACAAGCCCAUCAAGAAAGUCAUGGUGGCCAACAGAGGGGAAAUUGCCAUCCGGGUGUUCCGAGCCUGCACCGAGCUGGGGAUCCGGACGGUGGCCGUCUAUUCCGAGCAGGACACAGGGCACAUGCACAGACAGAAGGCGGAUGAGGCUUAUCUCAUUGGGAAGGGAUUGCCCCCAGUCCAGGCGUAUUUGCACAUUCCUGACAUCAUCAAAGUAGCCAAGGAGAAUGAAGUGGAUGCUGUGCACCCCGGCUACGGCUUCCUGUCUGAGCGUGCGGACUUCGCCCAGGCUUGCAGUGAUGCUGGAGUACGCUUCAUCGGCCCCAGCCCAGAGGUGGUACGCAAGAUGGGUGACAAGGUGGAAGCCCGCGCCAUCGCCAUUACUGCAGGGGUCCCUGUGGUGCCGGGCACUGACUCCCCAAUAUCAUCUCUCAAUGAGGCCCAUGAGUUCUCCAACAAGUAUGGCUUCCCUAUCAUCUUCAAAGCUGCGUAUGGCGGAGGCGGACGGGGCAUGAGGGUCGUGCGCAGCUAUGAGGAGCUGGAGGAGAAUUACACCCGGGCGUUCUCGGAGGCACUGUCUGCUUUUGGGAACGGGGCUCUCUUUGUGGAGAAGUUCAUCGAGAAGCCAAGACAUAUUGAGGUCCAGAUUCUGGGGGACAAGUAUGGGAAUGUGGUGCACCUUUACGAGCGGGACUGCUCCAUCCAGAGGCGGCACCAAAAGGUUGUGGAGAUUGCCCCGGCAGCUCACCUUGACUCCCAGCUCCGUACCAAACUCACCAAUGAUGCCGUCAGACUGGCCAAGCAGGUAGGAUAUGAAAAUGCCGGCACCGUGGAGUUCCUGGUAGAUAAACAUGGCAAACACUACUUCAUUGAGGUGAAUUCCCGGCUUCAAGUGGAGCACACAGUGACAGAAGAGAUCACAGACGUGGACCUGGUGCAUGCCCAGAUCCACAUCGCGGAGGGGAAGAGCCUGGCAGAGUUGGGCCUGCGGCAGGACAGCAUACGCAUCAAUGGCUGUGCCAUCCAGUGCCGCGUCACCACCGAGGACCCCUCCCGUGGCUUCCAGCCCGACACCGGCCGCAUUGAGGUUUUCCGAAGCGGGGAGGGCAUGGGUAUCCGUCUGGAUAGCGCUUCCGCCUUCCAGGGGGCUAUCAUCUCCCCUCACUAUGAUUCCCUGCUGGUCAAGGUGAUUGCCCAUGGGAAGGACCACCCCACGGCUGCCUCCAAGAUGAGCCGAGCCCUGGCCGAGUUCCGCAUCCGAGGCGUCAAGACCAACAUCCCCUUCCUGCAAAACGUGCUGAGCAAUGACCAGUUCCUGCGGGGCACGGUGGACACACAGUUCAUUGACGAGAACCCUGAGCUCUUCAAUCUGCGCCCGGUCCAGAACAGGGCCCAGAAGCUGCUACGUUAUCUGGGCCACGUGAUGGUCAACGGCCCCACCACGCCCAUCCCUGUCAAGGCCCGCCCAUCCCCCAUUGAUCCCGUUGUUCCCACUGUGCCUUUGGGUGACCCCCCUACUGGCUUCCGAGAUAUCCUGCUCCGGGAGGGUCCCCAGGGCUUUGCCAAGGCUGUGCGGCAGCACCCUGGGCUGCUGCUCAUGGACACGACCUUCCGGGAUGCUCACCAGUCCCUGCUAGCCACCCGCGUCCGCACACAUGACCUCAAGAAGAUCUCGCCCUUCGUGGCCCACAAUUUCAACAAUCUCUUCAGCAUUGAGAACUGGGGAGGUGCCACAUUUGACGUCGCCAUGCGCUUCCUGUAUGAGUGCCCGUGGCAGCGGCUGCAGGAGCUCCGUGAGCUCAUCCCCAACAUCCCCUUCCAGAUGCUGCUGCGGGGGGCCAACGCCGUGGGGUACACCAACUACCCCGACAACUCCGUCUUCAAGUUCUGUGAAGUGGCAAAGGAGAAUGGCAUGGACAUCUUCCGUGUCUUCGACUCCCUCAAUUACCUGCCCAACAUGCUGCUGGGGAUGGAGGCGGCGGGGCAAGCCGGGGGGGUGGUGGAGGCCGCAAUCUCCUACACGGGAGACGUGGCCGACCCCACCCGCACCAAAUACACGCUGGAAUACUACGUCCAGCUGGCCGAGGAGCUGGUGAAAGCGGGGACGCACAUCCUCUGCAUCAAGGACAUGGCUGGGCUGCUGAAGCCGCGCGCCUCGGAGCUGCUGGUGGGGGCGCUGCGCCAGCGCUUCCCCGAGAUACCCAUCCACAUCCACACCCACGACACCUCCGGGGCGGGCGUGGCCUCCAUGCUCGCCUGCGCCGCCGGCGGCGCUGACAUCGUCGAUGUGGCCGUGGACGCCAUGUCCGGCAUGACCUCGCAGCCCAGCAUGGGCGCCUUGGUGGCCUGCACCCGGGGCACCAGCCAGGACACAGGCAUCCAGAUGGAGAAGGUGUUUGACUACAGCGAGUACUGGGAGAUGGCGCGGGGCCUGUACGCCGCCUUCGACUGCACGGCCACCAUGAAGUCGGGCAACGCCGACGUGUACGAGAACGAGAUCCCGGGCGGCCAGUACACCAACCUGCACUUCCAGGCCCACAGCAUGGGUUUGGGCAACAAGUUCAAGCAGGUCAAGAAGGCCUACGUCGAAGCCAACAAGCUGCUGGGGGAUCUCAUCAAGGUGACGCCGUCAUCGAAGAUCGUGGGGGACCUGGCGCAGUUCAUGGUGCAGAACAACCUGUCGCGGCAGGAGGUGGAGGCCACGGCAGACGAGCUCUCCUUCCCGCUCUCCGUGGUGGAGUUCCUGCAGGGCUACAUCGGGAUCCCCUACGGGGGCUUCCCUGAGCCCUUCCGCUCCAAGGUGCUGAAGGACCUGCCCCGCAUUGAGGGGCGCCCGGGGGCCUCGCUGCCUGCCCUGGACUUCCAGCAGCUGGAGAAGGAGCUGCGCACGCGGCACCAGGAGGAGGAGAUCACCCCCGAGGACGUGCUCUCGGCCGCCAUGUACCCCAAGGUGUUCGACGAGUUCAAGGAGUUCACGGCCACCUUUGGCCCCGUCGAGUGCCUCAACACCCGCCUCUUCCUGGAGGGGCCCAAGAUCGCCGAGGAGUUCGAGGUGGAGCUGGAACGUGGAAAGACCCUGCACAUCAAAGCCCUCGCGCUGGGAGACCUGAACCGGGCUGGCCAACGUGAGGUCUUCUUCGAACUCAAUGGGCAGCUGCGCUCCAUCCUGGUCAAGGACACACAAGCCAUGAAGGAGAUGCAUUUCCACCCCAAGGCGCUGAAGGACAUCAAGGGCCAGAUUGGGGCCCCCAUGCCUGGCAAGGUCAUCGACAUCAAGGUGGAGGAGGGGGCAAAGGUCAACAAGGGGCAGCCCCUCUGUGUGCUCAGCGCCAUGAAGAUGGAGACCGUAGUCAACUCCCCCGUGGCUGGCACAGUCAAAAAGAUCUACGUCAAACCGGACAUGAACCUAGAGGGGGAUGACCUCAUCCUGGAAAUCGAAUAG
This is a messenger RNA of Emys orbicularis (European pond turtle), 3540 nucleotides long. It is a transcript of the gene PC, whose product is annotated as pyruvate carboxylase. The coding region runs from base 1 to 3540 and encodes 1179 amino acids. NCBI's taxonomy places the organism in Eukaryota, Metazoa, Chordata, Testudines, Emydidae. Gene Ontology annotation, cellular component: cytoplasm. Gene Ontology annotation, biological process: gluconeogenesis; pyruvate metabolic process. Gene Ontology annotation, molecular function: metal ion binding; pyruvate carboxylase activity; ATP binding. The record is from RefSeq and is a predicted model, not a curated record. The transcript is spliced from 20 exons.